UACACCACUUAUUAAACGUCGAGAAGAGAGAGUUUGAAGCCAACAAUCAACUCUCUCUUCGACGAACACCAAUACACCAUCUAUCUAUAUAUAUAUAUAUAUAUAUACAUAUACAUAUAUGAAAGAAAACCCAACAGCUCCAGACAAAAAACACACGCACCGUACAUAACACCCUCACCAACUCUUCAUCCAAUCCUCAUUCCCUUGCGAUCCGCCACCACCACUCUCUCUCUCUUCCCAUUGCUUCUUUUUCCCUUAAUGAGAUUGAGAAGACUACCAUGCCUUAUUACAAAAAUCCAUUCCCCUUGUUCCAAGAGCAAGAGCAUGUCCACCACCGCCCCCCGCCCCCAAAAAAUCGUGGUGGUCAUGGGCCCCACCGGCUGCGGCAAGACCAAACUCUCCAUCGACCUCAUCUCCCGCUUCUUCCCCUCCUCCGAAAUCAUCAACUCCGACAAAAUCCAAGCCUACCGCGGCCUCGACAUCACCACCAACAAAAUCCCCCUCUCCGACCGCAGAAACAUCCGCCACCACCUCCUCGGCCACUUCACCCCCUCCGAUUCCCACCCCGAAUUCACCCCCUCCGACUUCCGCUCCGCCGCCUCCGCCGCCGUCUCCGACAUCCUCUCCCGCCGCCGCAUCCCCUUCCUCGUCGGCGGCUCCAAUUCCCUAAUCUACGCAUUCAUCUCUAACAAAUUCAACCCGGACACCGACGUCUUCUCCUCCUCCUCCUCUGCCUUCUGCCGGGAGCAGCGCUACCACUGCUGCUUCCUCCACGUCGACGUCGCGCUGCCGGUGCUCAACGCCUACCUCGUCAAGCGCGUCGACGACAUGCUGGACUCGGGCAUGUUCGACGAGCUGAGGGAAUAUUUCAGCAGCGGCGAGUGUGACUCAGUGAGUCAGAGCGGGCAGAAGAAAGCCAUCGGGGUCCCGGAAUUCGAGGGGUAUUUUCGACGUUUCAAGGAGGAUGACGUGGAGGCGUACGAGGGGGCGGUGGGGGCCAUCAAGGACAACACGUGUCAGCUGGCGAAAAGGCAGGUCGCCAAGAUCCAACGGCUGAGGGAGUGCGCCGGGUGGGAUCUGAAAAAGGUGGAGACGACGGCGGCGGUGGAGGGGGCCGGUGGGAGGAGGGUGGCGGAGAUUUGGGAGAGGCAGGUGUUGGAACCAAGCGUGAAGAUUGUGAAGCAGUUCUUGAUGGAGUAGGUUUUCCAGCUAAAUUGGACAUUCCCCCCUUUCUCUCUCUUGUUUGUUAAGAGUUUUUUGUUUUUUUUUUUUGAGUUGUAAAAGUUUUGGAAAUGAGGGGGGAGGGGGGCGACCGAUUUUGGGGAUGAGAUGAGGGCAGGCUUCUCUAAAUCUGAACAGGGAGAGAAGGAAGGGGGGGGCUGCUGGUACAUUCUGCUAAUUGCUACUAACUCAUAAAUACAAACAAAAACCAGUCAACCAAAAAAUUGUAUGCUUCUCCUUGUUUUCAAUCCAUUUUUACUCAUUUUGUUCGUACCAAUAAUUUCCACUAUCUUCUGAAAUCUAGCAACAUAGCUAGACUGAGAGUUUGAAUCCUAGGUUUCAUGUGAUCGAAAACCAACAAAAAUUCAUUUUUUUUUAGGAAAGCGACACCUUUGGAGCUUGGGCUUUGAAUGCAUUAAUUUGAUCAAACCUCACCUGCUAGUGUCCUCCUUUAUAAUAUUGUGAUGUAAUCACCUUUAUAAUAUUGUGAUGUGAUGUGAUUAUUAUAUCCAUUUUAAAAU
Messenger RNA from Salvia splendens (bonfire salvia), 1742 nucleotides. Its product is annotated as adenylate isopentenyltransferase. Gene Ontology annotation, cellular component: mitochondrion. Gene Ontology annotation, biological process: tRNA modification; cytokinin biosynthetic process. The record is from RefSeq and is a predicted model, not a curated record. NCBI's taxonomy places the organism in Eukaryota, Viridiplantae, Streptophyta, Magnoliopsida, Lamiales, Lamiaceae. The transcript has a single exon. Bases 259 to 1200 code for a protein of 313 amino acids. Gene Ontology annotation, molecular function: tRNA dimethylallyltransferase activity; AMP dimethylallyltransferase activity.